AUGAAAUUUAUGUACUUUGUUUAUCAAGAUUCUGAGGUUGACGUUAAUGAUGAGAAGGUCAGAGAAAGUACUCCAGCAGUGCAAGGCAACAGUAUCAUAAACACAUUUAGACCAACACUAGCACAGACAGGGUCUAAAGAUGGAGUUUUAGGCUGUGUGACUUCGUCUGCAAAGAUUGCUGUACAAGGAACUGAAGGAAGAUCAGUUUUGAUUUCAUGGUCAUAUGAUGCAAGUUAUAAGGACAAUGCUAAGUUCUUCUGCAGAGGAAAUUAUUUGCCAGUGACACUAAAGAAAUUAAUCGAAAGUAAUGCAAACAAAAAUGAUCAAAAUGUCACCAAUGACAAAUACUCACUUUAUGACAACAAAUCAGCUGCUCUUCUGAUUGUAACUAUAAAUAACCUGACACAAGAUGACAACGGGAUCUACCACUGUGGAAUUGACAAAUUUUCAUUUGAUACAUAUGUGUUAGUUCAAGUAUCUGUCACUGAAG
Molecule: messenger RNA, 490 nt
Organism: Protopterus annectens (West African lungfish)
Lineage: Eukaryota; Metazoa; Chordata; Ceratodontiformes; Protopteridae
Product: protein CD300H-like
Source: RefSeq, a predicted model, not a curated record